Glycine soja is the source of this 909-nucleotide messenger RNA. Its product is annotated as cytochrome b5-like. Gene Ontology annotation, molecular function: heme binding. NCBI's taxonomy places the organism in Eukaryota, Viridiplantae, Streptophyta, Magnoliopsida, Fabales, Fabaceae. The record is from RefSeq and is a predicted model, not a curated record. The transcript is spliced from 6 exons. The coding region runs from base 96 to 752 and encodes 218 amino acids. Gene Ontology annotation, cellular component: intracellular membrane-bounded organelle; membrane.
CAAAAGUUAAUUAAUUCACACUCAUUCUUCUGUGAUUUCCUUUAACUCUAACUCUAACUCUAACUCUGUAUAGCCAGAAAGAAAGAAAGAAGGAAAUGGUUAUCACAACCUUCAACGGAACCGGCGUUGGAUUUGGUUUCGGCAUAGGUUGCGGUUUCGGUAUAGGAUGGGGUUUCGGAGGUAUGCCAUUGAACUUAUUGGGUCUUGGUGCAGGUGGAGGCUGUGGCGUUGGAGUAGGACUUGGUUGGGGGUUUGGUGCUGCCUUUGGUAGCAAGUAUCGGUCCUCACGGGUCACAUUUCAAGGAGUGGAUUUUGAUAGGAAGGAGAAAGUUAACAGCACGGAGUUGUCAAAACCCAGCACCGAAGUUGCCCAACAUAAAUCCAACAAAGACUGUUGGCUGGUGAUCAAUGGCAGAGUGUUGGACGUGACAAAGUUCUUGGAGGAACACCCGGGAGGAGAAGAGGUGAUUCUAGAGGUAGCUGGGAAGGAUGCGACCAAAGAGUUUGACGUUAUUGGACACAGCAAAGCAGCACAAAAUAUGGUCCUAAAGUACCAAGUGGGUGUCCUCCAAGGUGCCACAGUUCAAGAGGUAGACUUGAAGGAUGUUGUGGACAAGGAAUCCAACACCAAAGAGAUGAGUGCCUUCGUGAUCAAAGAGGGUGCAAGGUCUAAGUCCCUUGCUUUUUACGAGUUCUUUGUUCCACUUCUUGUAGCUGGUCUAUAUUUUGGUUACCGAUGCCUCACUUAUUAGCUCAUCUUAUAAUUGAGACUCGCUGUCUGAAUGUUUAUUGUAUAUUUAUAUUCGCUUUUAAUUGAGACUUGAGUGUGUGAUUGUUUUACUCAUUUUCUACUUUCCAAUACACUUUCAACGCAAAUCUGUCUUUAUGGUUAUUGACGUUUAACUUGAA